AGAGAGAGAGAGACAGAGAGAGAGAGAGAGAGCUGUGAAACUAUGUCGUGAGAGAAACAGAGAGCGCAGUAGGUUAGUGGUAGGUAAACUCUUUGCUUUACUCUUCGCUAAAUCGUCCGGUAGUUUCCAUGUCCUCUACUUCUUACAACUUCAAAACUGCUGGUUGGCUGACUGCUCCUACAGCACCGGAUCAGAGCGCAGCCGUAAUGCCGCCCUGUGUCCCCUCUCUCCCCAACAGGGACAGCGACACGACCCUCCGACUCACCCUGGAGGACCGAACUCUUCCCCGGGCACAGUGCUGUUAGGAGCGGCGCCGGGCUGGAAGAAGAAGGGACUCAGAGUGUCGGAGCUCCGCUAUAGCCUUUUUGUCUGGGACUGGGACUGCACCGGGACAGACAGACAGACGUUCCGCCAUGAGACAUUAGCGGCUACCGCCUGACACACAGCCAAGUCGGACUUCCAGUCUUCACAAUGAGUCGUUAAAUUCCUGCUCUCGUCUCCGGAGUGGAGGAGAAGAGGAGGCAGCGAAGAGUUUCAUUCAUCUCUCUUCGUGUGUGUGUGUGUGUGUGUGUGUGUGUGUGUGUGAGCUGGACCGCGUCCCAGCCGUGGUGGACGUUAAGAUGCGGUGGAUAACGCUGUUAGUAGUGGGUCUAACGGUCUGGACUACUCUGUCUCACUGCUUCGACUAUGAAGAACCCAGUUUUGACUAUUACAACGAAGGAGACAAGACGGAAAAUAUAGACUACAAAGACCCGUGUAAAGCCGUUGCGUUUUGGGGAGACAUUGCGUUGGACGAGGAGGAUCUCCGGAUGUUUCAGAUCGACAGGACAAUAGACGUGACGCAACACACACACACUCACACACACUCCAGACAAGGACAAACGACUGAGGAACAUGUCAUCUCAAAGAAGAAAGGAUUGUUCCUCCUCCUCCUGGACAAAAUACGGAGGUUUGGCUUCGACUAUAGGCCUAUGAACUCCAGUCAAGAAUCAGCCUCCGGUCCCAGGACCCAGACGGGGAAAACAGCUGCUGGAAGGACUGGGAAGGCUGGGAAAGCCGUAAAGAGUGGGAAUACUGUGAAGUCGGCUAGAUUUGGGAAAACAGAGAAUGCCUGGAGUGUUGUUGUGAAGAAUCGUGUUCCCAGAGCAGCAACCUCCCGAGCUGAGAGGAUCUGGCCAGGGGGAGUCAUACCUUACAUCAUAGGAGGAAACUUCACCGGCAGUCAAAGAGCGAUGUUCAAGCAGGCGAUGCGUCACUGGGAGAAACUGACCUGCGUGACCUUCAUAGAGAAGACUGAAGAAGAGAGUUACAUCGUCUUCACGUACAGACCCUGUGG
Molecule: messenger RNA, 1336 nt
Organism: Oncorhynchus tshawytscha (Chinook salmon)
Lineage: Eukaryota; Metazoa; Chordata; Actinopteri; Salmoniformes; Salmonidae
Product: dorsal-ventral patterning tolloid-like protein 1
Biological process (GO): proteolysis
Molecular function (GO): zinc ion binding; metalloendopeptidase activity
Source: RefSeq, a predicted model, not a curated record